AUGAGAGGUGAGUUUAAUGGUUUACAAAGAAAGGUUCUAGAUGAAAACCCUUAUGCUUUCUAUGUCCAUUGUUAUGCUCACCGUUUGCAAUUAGUGGUUGUGUCCGUUGCUAGUAGUUGCUCAUCUAUUCAUGAUUUCUUUGAGUACAUAUCCUUGAUUGUAACCACAACAAGUGCAUCUUGCAAGAGAAAGGAUGCCUUGAAGGAGUCACAACACCAAGAUAUUUUGAAUAAACUUGAGAGUGGUGAGAUAUCUCAAGGAAAGGGCUUGCACCAAUUAUCUAGUCUCGCUAGACCCGGAGGUACUAGAUGGGGUUCACAUUAUACUACAUUGAUUCGUUUGGAUCAGAUGUGGUCCUCCGUGUUAGAGGUGCUUAGUAUUGUUGAUGAAGAUGGACGUGGAACAUCUCAAGCGGCGGGUUUGAUAGAAAAAAUGGAGAGCUUUAAAUUUGCUUUCAUUUUGAAACUCAUGUUAAAGUUGUUUGGUAUCACUAAUGACCUUUCAAAAAUUUUGCAAAUAAAAGAUCUUAAUAUUGUGCUUGCUAUGGAAUUAGUUGAUGAUGUUAAAGCUCGAUUGGCUAUAUUGAGAGAGAGUGAUUGGAAUGAUUUAUUUAGUGAUGUCCAAGAAUUUUGUUUUGCUCAAAGUAUUCCGGUGCCAAAUAUGGAUGAAGAAAUACCAGUUCAGAGACGUUCAAGAAGAGAAGGGAGGACUGUCACUAAUCUUCACCAUUACCGGGCAGAGAUUUUUUAUGUUGCUAUUGACAAAAUAUGUGUGGAGAUGGAUCAUCGGUUUUGUGAAGGAAGUAACGUUGUGCUGGAUUGCUUCUCAUGUCUUGACCCCAAGAACUCUUUUUUCAAGUUUGAUGUUGAUAAGCUUGCUCGUCUUGCUAAUAUUUAUCAUGCAGACUUUUCUGAUGAUGACCGUUUCACCGUAUUACACCGUGGAACAAUAAGGGAGCAACUUGAGACUUAUGUACAUCAAGUGAAAAGACAUGCUUCUUUUACUUCUUGUGAAGAUGUUCAAAGGUUGGCUAUGAAGAUGGUUCAAACUGAGAAAUAUUUGGUAUUUCUAUUGGAUUACAAGCUCAUUGAGUUGGCUUUGAUAUUGCCAGUGUCGACAGCAUCCGUUGAAAGAGCUUUUUCAGCAAUGAAGAUUAUCAAGUCUAAUUUGCGCAACAAGAUCAACGAUGUGUGGUUCAAUGACUUGAUGAUAUGUUACACCGAGCGGGAGAUAUUCAAGUCACUUAAAGAUGUUGAUAUUAUUCGAACAUUCACCGCAAAGAAGUCUCGGAGAGGG
Molecule: messenger RNA, 1296 nt
Organism: Vicia villosa (hairy vetch)
Lineage: Eukaryota; Viridiplantae; Streptophyta; Magnoliopsida; Fabales; Fabaceae
Exons: 2
Source: RefSeq, a predicted model, not a curated record